AAUCAUAUUUUUUGAUUGUUGUUGGGCCGUGGGGGAAAGGUUAGCGAAAUGUUUCCCUCCGCAUUGGCAAGCAAGUCAAUUCAUCCAAUGCCGAACUCUUUGCCUUCACAAAGUCCCAAUGAAUUAGCCCCUCAAUUCGACGUGUCUCCCUUUACUACUCCUGCUACUUCUGCCACCCUAAUAAUCACCCACCCACCCACCACUUAAACAUUAG
Kickxella alabastrina is the source of this 214-nucleotide messenger RNA. RefSeq lists its product as uncharacterized. The transcript has a single exon. The coding region runs from base 49 to 207 and encodes 52 amino acids. The record is from RefSeq and is a predicted model, not a curated record. Lineage: Eukaryota; Fungi; Kickxellomycota; Kickxellomycetes; Kickxellales; Kickxellaceae.